This is a messenger RNA of Aphanomyces invadans, 707 nucleotides long. RefSeq lists its product as hypothetical. The record is from RefSeq and is a predicted model, not a curated record. Lineage: Eukaryota; Oomycota; Saprolegniomycetes; Saprolegniales; Verrucalvaceae. The coding region runs from base 117 to 668 and encodes 183 amino acids. The transcript has a single exon.
UGCGAUUUUCACCAAAUCGGUCCGAACCGUCCCAACAUUUUCGUUUGGAUUCAGUAUACUAUAGUGAAACCAAGUAAGAAAGCGCGCAUGUGUCACAGAGGCAGAGUCGCGAGCGCAUGGGAUCAUUCGAUAAGUUGCCGAUGAGUCGGCUCGAGACGUUCCGAUCGAUGGCGAACCAGGCCGGACAGACCAUGUACGCCGGUGCAAGUCUCGCGGCCAGUGUUGGCAAAGAGAAGGCGACCCUCGUGGCCAGCGUCGGCAAAGAGAAGGGCCUGAAAGUGUAUUCGCACGCGGCGGUCGCGGCGUCGGCAGGGCGAUCGACGCUCGAAACACGCAUCAAGCAAGUCAAGUCGUCGUCGCCGUUCAAAAAGGUCAAGCAGCGUCUCUGGUCCAAGUCGGACACACAGUCCGAGGUCGACGUUGCGCCUGUGGCGUUUGCCUCCACCGAGAAAGAGUACUACAAGGUGGACCCGUCCACGGUGGUGAAGCGAUCGCAGUCCAGCCGCGGGCCACGCAACAAAAAGGACGCGCGAUCGACAAAGCACGCGCCAGCGCUAACACGUAGUGCGUCGAACAUCGAGACCGACACCCAACGUCGGCGAGUCAGCGGCGGGAGCACCAGCGCCAUCGCGCCGCCUGUGUCGAGUCCGCAGGAGAUCGAAUUUUAACGCUAUUUUAAUGUGUAACUGUCUGAACUUUUUUCCACA